Molecule: messenger RNA, 1287 nt
Organism: Ichthyophthirius multifiliis
Lineage: Eukaryota; Ciliophora; Oligohymenophorea; Hymenostomatida
Product: protein kinase domain protein
Exons: 5
Biological process (GO): protein phosphorylation
Molecular function (GO): protein serine/threonine kinase activity; ATP binding
Source: RefSeq, a predicted model, not a curated record
AUGAAUUUAAAAAUUAAAAGUCUAUCUCCUUAAUAAAAAAUUAUUAACGAUUUAUAAUAAUUAGAUUUUUAAAUAUAUUUAAAGGACAAAGAGAUUAAAAUAUAAAUAUAGAUUGAAUAAACUAUUGGUUAAUUAAUAAAAUUAGUAAAAUAAGAGUCAAAAAAAUUAUCCCCAAUUCAUUUUUAAGGACUCGUAUAUUUAGAAACUUUUAACGGAAACGAAGUAGCAGAUUAUUAUUUAACUUAAGAAGAUAAACCAAUAUUUAAAUUAAAAAAUAUAACAUAAUUAAAAGGCGUAUAUUAAUAAAAAUUAAAUGAAAACUAAUCAAAUUAAGAUGUUAAAAUUUAAGAUUUUUCUUUUUUAAAAUGUUUAGGAAAAGGAGGAACAUCUGAUGUUUUUUUAGUUAGACAUAAAGAAUCAUGUAAAUUAUUUGCUUUAAAAAUGAUUUCAAAAACUCAUUUAACUGAAUUUAAACGCCUAGAAUAACUUCUUAGAGAGCGUAAAAUCCUUAUAGAUGCUUCUAAAACUCCUUUUAUAGCUACUUUACAUUGUUGUUUUGAGUCUAAUUCUCAUUUAAAUUUUUUAUUAGAAUUUUAUUGUGGUGGUGAACUUUUUUUUCAUUUGUAGAAUAAAAAAUUAUCCGAAAGUGAGUCUAAAUUUUACUUUUCUUAAAUCUUAAUAUGCUUUGAGGAUUUAAAACCUGAAAAUAUAGUACUAGAUGUUGAUGGUUACGUGCAUUUAACAGAUUUUGGAUUAUCAAAAAUAGGCAUGAACAGUGAAGAAAUGACAGACUCUUUUUGCGGAUCACCUGAAUAUAUGGCCCCAGAGGUUUUGGCCAGAAAAGGUUAUAAUUAUUCAGUUGACUUUUAUACUUUGGGUGCUUUUUUACAUGAAUUAGUGACUGGAUUACCACCUUUUUACUCUGAUUGUACAGAAACAAUCCUUAAUAAUAUUGCUAAUUAAGAAUUAAUUAUUCCUUAGUAUUUAAAUAACGACCUUAAAUGUUUAUUGUAUUAAUUGUUGGACAAAAAACCAUAAAAUAGAAUUAAAUCUUUUGAAUAAAUAAAGAAAUCGAAAUGGUUAAAAGAUGUAAACUGGAUAGACAUCGAAUAAUGUCUUUAACCUUAUAAAAAUAAGAAAAAAAUAAAAUUAUCCAUCUUCAAAUACUAGUUCUAAGAACUUAUCUAAAAUAAAGAACUCAGAAAGUAAGAAAUAAUUAUCUUUACAUUUAAAGAAAUCUAAAUCAAAGUACUUUUUUCUAACAUUCCUUCCUUGGACAUAUUUUGA